This is a messenger RNA of Salvelinus sp. IW2-2015, 751 nucleotides long. Lineage: Eukaryota; Metazoa; Chordata; Actinopteri; Salmoniformes; Salmonidae. The record is from RefSeq and is a predicted model, not a curated record.
UCUUUGCCACACCUCCUCCACCCUACCGGUGGGGAUCCAGAUUGCGGAGGUUGACUAGAUGGCUCGCAGGAGGAUAGGGGACAGUAACUUCAGCACCCACCCGGGGGAAACGGCGACAAGGCCAUUCAAGGGAAACCUUGUGGCCAAAGUGGCACAUUAAUCGUACGGGCUGGAACUAGGGCUGGCUGUCACCUUUCAGUUUUAACGGAGUUUUGCAUGUUUUGACAUCUUUUGCCCCGUGAUUGUCAGGAGGAGGUGAAGUCUCACAGCCGCCAUCUUUGGAAACUGACUGGGGAGGAGUAGAGAACUUCGUUGUCUGGCUGCACACAACGAGUCGGCAUCGUACAACCUGGAAAAAGCUAGCUAGCAAACUCCAAUCUGUACUUCAGACUCGAGUCAGUUGGUUGCGCCCUUCUGCACCGAGUCCUUCCUUGCCUUGGUCAUUCUCUCCGGUUCUACCUGAACCUGGCCUCUGAUAGGCGCGGGAUUUACGAUCUACAGAGGUGGUGGCCAUCAAGAAGAUGUCUUAUAGUGGGAAGCAGUCCAACGAGAAAUGGCAGGACAUCAUAAAAGAGGUGAAGUUUCUCCAGACGAUUCAACAUCCCAACAGUAUAGAGUACAAGGGCUGCUACCUACGAGAAAACACAGCAUGGCGGAGAGGAAGCCUCCUCUGUUUAAUAUGAACGCUAUGAGUGCCUUGUACCACAUAGCGCAGAAUGAGAGCCCUACACUGCAGUCCAGAGACUGGUGA